Emiliania huxleyi CCMP1516 is the source of this 1362-nucleotide messenger RNA. RefSeq lists its product as hypothetical. The transcript has 2 exons. NCBI's taxonomy places the organism in Eukaryota, Haptophyta, Isochrysidales, Noelaerhabdaceae. The record is from RefSeq and is a predicted model, not a curated record. The coding region runs from base 1 to 1362 and encodes 453 amino acids.
AUGCCGCCCGUCUGCCUGCGCGGCAGCGAGAGCGGAGCGCCAUGCUUGUCCCUCGCAAUCGGGACGGAGAAGAAGGAGAGGCGGUCGUCGAAAAAGGACAAGCACACGCACAAAAAGGAGCACAAGCACCACCGCUCUCGCGCCGCGCCGGAGGCCGCGCCUUCCGACGAGGACGGCGCUCCGGGGCCGCCGCCGCUGCCUCGCUUCUGGAGCGACAGCGCCGCCGCCGCCGCCGCCGCGGACAGCGUGCGAGCGCUCGCCGCCGGCCAGCCCGAGGGUGCGGCCGGCGUGCUGGCGCUGCUGAGGACGCUGGAUCGCGGCGAGGCGCUCGUCCUUGGUGGCGAAGGCGGCGAGCAGGGCGGCGGCGGGCCGGACGCGGCUCUGUCGGCGCUGCUCCGCCGGCUGAGCGACGCGCUGGGGCUGCAGCGGACGCCGCUGCCUUCGGGCGACGUUGCCUUCCUCAAGGGACCGGGUCAGCCGCCGCUGGAGGGGGCCUUCGCGCCGGUGCUCGGUCAAGACGAGGGCGGCGGCGCUGAGGGCGGCGGCGCCACCUCUGCGGCCGGCCGCCUCGGGCCUGCCGAGGAAGCGGCGGCACGGGAGGGGGCGCAAGGGGCGGAGGCGGGCGGCGGGGCGGAGGCAGGCGGCGGGGCGGCGCCGGCGCCGGCAGGGCUGACCGAGUACCUUCUCGCCCAGGAGCCGGCGCCGUGGUGGCAGCGCGCGGCCGAGCCGCCAAAGCCGCCUCCGCCGGUGGGGGCGGAGGGGCCGCCCGCCGCCGCCGCGGGUCGGGAGGCGUGGAUGACGUCGCUCCCCGCGGACCGGCACGGGCUGGGCGGCGCGGCGCAGGCGGGGCCGCGCCAGUUCGCGCGCGACGAGCGCGAGGUGUUCGGCGGCACCGACGCGAGCUGGACAGCGGCGCCGCGGUCCGAGGAGGGGGCAGGCGACGGGGCCGGGGGCGGCGGCGGGCCCGCCCGGAUCGGGAUGAGGGAGGAGCCGGACGCCGGGCGGCCGAUGAGCUUGGCCGAGGCUGCCGCGCUCGCGAGGGCAAACGCGGCGGCGGGCAAGCGGCCGCAGCCUCCGUCGCGGGCGACGGCGGCCGGGGUGGCGGGCGGCGAGGGGGCGGGCGGCGAGGGCGCAAAGUCGCUGGUCGACGUGCACAAGGAGCUCAAGGCCAAGGAGAAGAAGGCCAAGAAGGGCGGCGCCGAGUGGGCGGGGUCGCACCCGUGGAAGCCGUGGAACCGCGAGACGGACCUCGACAUCCGGCAGGUGCAGCCCAAGGGGAUCGACUCGGUGCUCAAGAACCAGCACAUGGGCGAGCUGAGCAGCCGCUUCGGCUCCUCCUCGAGGGAGACCACCUUCAUGUAG